AUGAAGAUCACAGACCCUGCCAUCCCAUUCGACUCGGUUGUCGUGGUUAUCGGCGCAAAUGGCUAUAUGGGCGUGGAAACCUGUGAGAAAUUGCUGCAAGCUGGCUAUCGUGUGAGAGGCACCGUUCGAGACAUUCUGAGAAAUCACUGGAUGAUAGAACUCUUCGAGAAACAAUGGCCGGGCAAGUUCGAAUUGACAAAAGUGGAGGAAUUCACAGUAGAGGGUGCUUUCGAUAAUGCAUUCAAAGGUGCUUCAGGUGUGAUAUAUGUCUCAACUCCCAUCGUCUUCGACGCGGAUCCCGCCAAGUCGAUUGACCCGAUUGUCAAGGGAACCAUCAACACCCUGCAGGCCGCCGCCAAAGCUGGAGUGAAGCGUUACGUGUUGAGCUCCAGCUCCAAAGCGGUGGAGUCAACGAUAUACAACGUACCACAUACUCUGACCACCGAGUCAUACAACUACGAAGACCUCCGCAUAGCACGCGAAGAACCCAUCGUACAUACCUUCGAACGCGCGGUGAGUGCCUACAGCGCUGGUCGGGCCGCCGCCGAACUGGCUUUCUGGGACUGGAUCAAAACCAACAACCCCCCAUUCACCGCCAAUGUGGUUGUUCCAGAUGGAGUCUUCGGUCGCGUACUGGGGUUCACUCAGCUCAAGGGAAACUUUAAGCUGACUACUUCGAGUCUCAUGCUCAAGACAGCUCUGUCUGGUGGGCGCGAGGGGGUUGUCUCUCAUGUUGGUAAGCAUAAGCGUAUAUUUCCAUGUGGAGGUUUCGUCUCACCAAGUCUGUGGCUAGGCUACCUGACCGACGUUCAAGACUCGGCACGGCUCUUGGUCGCAGCUGUAGCUUCAAAAUCGCUGUCGAACGAACGUAUUUUUGCUUACUACCUGCAUUAUACCUGGAACGACCUUCGGCAGCGGGUCCGUGAGCUUUAUCCCGAUCGCACCGACAUUGUGACGGGCGAUGAUUACGAGGAUUUAGGUCGGGAUCUGGGAGAUGCGGAUGAGUUGAUCCGAAAGUCGGAAGAAAUCCUUCGCCAAAUUGGUCAGGUUGGCUUCAACGAUUUGGACGACAUUCUGAGGGAAUUUGUUGAUUGCUGCUACGCUGUAUGA
Molecule: messenger RNA, 1110 nt
Organism: Exophiala bonariae
Lineage: Eukaryota; Fungi; Ascomycota; Eurotiomycetes; Chaetothyriales; Herpotrichiellaceae
Exons: 2
Coding region: 1-1110 (369 amino acids)
Molecular function (GO): oxidoreductase activity, acting on the CH-OH group of donors, NAD or NADP as acceptor
Source: RefSeq, a predicted model, not a curated record